This is a messenger RNA of Ogataea angusta, 927 nucleotides long. RefSeq lists its product as uncharacterized. The transcript has a single exon. Bases 1 to 927 code for a protein of 308 amino acids. NCBI's taxonomy places the organism in Eukaryota, Fungi, Ascomycota, Pichiomycetes, Pichiales, Pichiaceae. Gene Ontology annotation, molecular function: protein binding. The record is from RefSeq and is a predicted model, not a curated record.
AUGAUGGAAGAAAAAAAUAGAAUUCAUAAAGUAGGCUCGUACUCAUUUAUCGAGAACAUCGAAGACCACCCGGUGCUGUCGUCGUCGGAGACGUCCACGGUGUCGUCCUCAGCGUCGAGCCGCGGGGCCCCAGGCAUCGCCGAAAGCGAGGAGGGAUCACAGAGGGAGCCAGAGCGCACGAUUUCGCGAAUGUUCUUUUCCGACGACGUGAACGACCAGCGUCUCGAGGACGAGUACAACCAUGUGCCGCUGGCCAACACGUCCAGCGCCUCCUCCACGGUCGAAGAGCUCUCUGACGCUCUUGCGCACGACCUGAGUUUUCUGAAUAUUUCCACAUCCAGCCUAGUAAAGCAGGAAAAAGAGGAAUACACAAACGAGAUCCCCGAUUUUUACCUUCCCGAGAAGAUACACUACCCGUACAAAUCGCCCUACGACUUCUCGGACGCCGAGUUCGACAAGAUGAACCACUUUGAUUUUUUGCAGUCGCUGGGCUAUAAAGAACCGCCGCUUUUACCUCCUUAUUUGAACUCCAAUCUGCUGAACGACUCGCCAUCUCACAACUAUCGCACAUACCCUUACCAAUACCAGUACUCGAACCACGUCUACAUCAACGAACAGCACCAUUACAACAUCAACAACCUGAACUUGAUGGACAAGUACAGCCGCCAGCCGCGCUCCAAGUCGAUCAGAGAACAGCUGAAAAAACGGGCUAGCGACCAGGGCGUCCAAACAGUUUCACAAUUACGACACUCCGAUUACGUUGAGAACAUUGACCACCAGGACAUUCCGAACCACGUGAUGCUCAACCACCUCAUCACCUGUAACUCCAAGGUGGACAACGUUCUUGCGGGCUCCUGCAUCCAUCGAUACGGCGGGAAAUUCAUUACUCAGAUAGUAUACUUUCCAAUUGGUGAGAGCGUAAUAUGA